UUUGCUUCUUUAACAUAGAUUUCUUAUAAUAAAUUUAGUAAUUAAUUUUUAAUAUACCUUAAAAGAAAAAUACAAAAUGAUUUCAUAAUCAAAAUUUGAUAAGGAAUGAAAUUGUAGAAAGGUCUUUGUUACAAUUUUGGAAUUUGAAGUUUUCUAAAAAUGGAAUAUUUCCAAAUUGGUAAUUCUAAAAUCUUCAAAUUAUGAAAUUUAAAAUAUGAAAUUAAUUAAAUAACCAAUUUUGUAUAGAAAAAUUCAACCAAAAAAUGCAUCUUGGAUUUUAGUUUUUUUUUAUGAUUUCUAAACGGAAGUUACUUUGGUAAAAUUUUGAUUAUUACCAAAUACUAUACAAAUAAAUUUUUAGGGUUUCUUUUAUCGGCAGGAGUUCAAUGGAAAUAAUAUUUUUAUCAGUAGUAAUAAUUUUUAUUUUCAGGAAAAAUGCACAAAAUAUUAUGUUAGUGUGGUGUGCAAACAUCAUAGCAAAUUAGAAAAGAUUAACCAUUAGCAAUGGAUUAGCAUCAAAAAUUAUAAAAUGAUGCACGAACUCAUCAUAAGCUAUAUAUAUAUAUAUAUAUAUAUAUAUAUAGAGAGAGAGAGAGAGAGAGAGAGAGAGAGAGAGAGAGAGAGAGAGCCAUCUUGAUUUUUAAGGGUGUAGAUCUUUGUUCAGCAAACAUAUGUGCAAGUAUUACCUCAAACAGAGAUUUCAAUCAAGUAGAGAUCAUACUGGCUCAGCUUAAUUUUAGUUAGUAUCACUUCAGAGAGAUGCCAAGAAAAGAAAAGCAUGAAAUGAGCAGGUUUAACUUUCUUCCCUGUCUUCUCAUUGGUUUGACUGUUGAGAUGUUCAUUGUUGAGCUGCAAUGCACACAAGAAGAUACGAAUCAUCAUUGAUGCCAUGAUCGAACGAGGUGAAAAGCUAAACAAAGAGAAACACUGAACAAGCGCAACACUGCAACACUCUCUGUGCCCUUUGACUCUCAUUUAAAUGUACAUAUCUCAUGAGCAGACUUUUCUUUGUUCACCUUCUCUGUUUGGUUUGACAUUUGAGAUUCUCAUUGCAAAUUGCAAUGAUGACUCUACGUCUCAAGUCUCGACCAUCUUUGAUACCCUGAACAGCAAAGUGAAGAAGUGCAACGCAAAUCUUUUGAUACUCAUCUUCUGCCAAAAGUAAACUCGGCAUACUUUUGUUGCCAUUCUAGUCCAGUUUUAAGUCUACUGUCUUCCUUUUCUUUCCAUGGUUUGGCUAUAAAGAUACUCACUGCAAAUUGAAAAGCACAUUAUUCUAUCUGAAUCACCAUUGAUGCCAUGAGUGACAAAGUGAAAGUUUAAGGAAGAAGAAACUCAGUAAAAGCAUAGCACUGCAAUAUUUUAUAGCCAUCUGCUGCCAAAAGGAGAUAUUUUAUGCGCAUACUUUAAUAGGUCACUCAGCUCUUGGUUUAGUGUGAAGGUUUCUUCUACUGCUUUUGGCUUCUUCUGGAGCCUUCAAGCUUAUUAGGUCCUCCAACUCUGCUGCUUGGGUCAUUGUAACAGGAGAACCAUCACCUGAACUCAAGAGUCCCAGAAGAAAAAAAAUAGAAGAUCAAGAGGAAAGUAAAGAUGAACUGAAACUGAAGAGGCAAUGCCACCCUGUACGACUCCAAAUACUACUGAACUUGUGAUGAUCAUGGAUGUGGAGAGUAUUCUUCACAUGAAGGAAGGGCUGGGUGAGACAAGCUAUUCCCAAAAUUCUUCCCUUCAGAAGAAGAGUAUGGAGGCCAUGAAGCAUUUCAUAAUAGACUCAGCAUUAGCUGCCUAUGCCUUUAAGACACCAGAAAUCUUCACAAUUGCUGAUCUUGGUUGCUCCUCAGGGAUAAAUUCUCUAUAUCUAGCUGAAGAAAUUAUCAAGGCCAUUCAUGAGAGAUCUCGGCAGUUAGCGAGGCUGGCACCAGAGUUUCUGGUGUUCCUUAAUGACCUUCCAACCAAUGACUUCAAUGCCAUGUUUCUGAGCUUUCCAGAGUUCAAUAUGAAGUUCAAAGCAGGCAUUGAGUUGCAAGGGGGCAGUGCUCCAUCUGUAUAUUUAGCUGGAAUUCCUGGGUCUUUCUAUAGCAGGCUUUUUCCGGGCAAUAGUCUUGAUUUCAUCUACUCUUGCUAUAGCUUGCACUGGCUUUCCCAGGUUCCUUUGGGGCUUCUUGACAGUGAUUGCAAGCCAAUUAAUAAGGGGAACAUGUACAUAUCUAACACAAGCCCCCCUGCUGUUUCUUUAGCAUACUUCAAGCAGUUCCAGAAAGAUUUCAGCCUCUUUCUUAAGUCAAGAUCUGUAGAGCUACAUUUCGAGGGACGAAUCGUCAUUUUGAUGUUGGGAAGAAGAACUGAAGAUCACAGUGAUAAGAGCACAACAGUUUUAUGGGAACUUUUAGACCAGUCACUGGCAAUUAUGGUCUCACAAGAGAUAAUUGAUGAAGAGAAGGUUGACGCAUACAAUGUUCCAUUUUAUGCUCCAUCAGCGAAGGAGAUCGAGGACGAAGUACACAGAGAAGGAUCAUUUGUGAUCGACUGUAUACAAGCUUAUGAGCUGAGCACAAGCACAGGAGAUCCUAAGGAGGAUGCGAGAAUCAUAUCGAUGGCCAUUAGAGCCAUACAAGAAGCAAUGAUCAGCCACCACUUUGGAGAGGCAAUUAUAGACACUUUGUUCCAAAUUUACAAUGGACUGCUCAGUGAAUUCAUGGUUAAAGAAGAAAUAAAAAGUUCUCACCUACUGGUAAUUCUAAGAAAGUCAUGCUAAAUUAAGCAUAUGUCAAAGACCAGAGCUGCAAUUUUAGAGAUCACAUGCUAGAUUGAGCAUGCAAGCAAAAGAAAUUAUCUUUUACUGCUGUCUAUGAUC
Molecule: messenger RNA, 2854 nt
Organism: Musa acuminata AAA Group (dessert banana)
Lineage: Eukaryota; Viridiplantae; Streptophyta; Magnoliopsida; Zingiberales; Musaceae
Product: probable methyltransferase TCM_000336
Exons: 5
Coding region: 1613-2755 (380 amino acids)
Biological process (GO): methylation
Molecular function (GO): S-adenosylmethionine-dependent methyltransferase activity
Source: RefSeq, a predicted model, not a curated record